GUUUGCUUUAAAAACUGUAUGUAUAAUGGUAACAUAGAGGUGCCUAAAGGAAUAUUUAAUGAUUUAAGUGAAUAAUAGUUAUAGAAAGAAAUUUAGAUACAUAAAAAACUAGUUCAUGCAAACAUCAUUAAGUUGCAUUCUUAUUAUUAAGACAGACAACAUGUUCAUAUGUUGAUGGAAUAUGCAGAUGGAGGUUCUUUAUAUCAAAAAAAUUUAACAUUGGAUGAAGUUUAAGAAUACUUUACAUAAAUUUGCAAUGGAAUCUAUUAUUUACAUUCUAAUAAUAUAAUUCAUCGAGAUCUAAAGGUAAUACAUUGGAUUAACAUGCAAGCCUGAGAAUAUAUUAUUAAAAAACAAUGUGAUUAAGUUAUGUGAUUUUGGAUGGUCGGCUGAGGUUGGAUAUAAUAAAUAAAGAGAUACUCUAUGUGGGACUAUUGAUUAUAUGGCUCCUGAAGUUUCUUAAGGAAAAUAUUCAUUCAAAGUAGAUACUUGGUCAUUAGGAAUAAUUCUUUAUGAAAUGAUUCAUCAUUAGGUUCCUACUAUUCCAAGAAAAUAUAAUUGCCCAGAUUUAGUUCAAGAUUUGAUUGAGAAAUUAUUAGUUUCUUAAGAUGAGAGACUUAACAUUACUGAAGUUCUAUAGCAUCCUUAUGUGAAACAAGGGUAAGAGUAUAGACAAUCAGUGUUGAGUGUACAUUCGUUAAAUUUUAGCAAGUAUCAAGUGGAAGGGUUGGAUUUAUUUAAUGAAUUAGAUGUAUAUUUGGAGUAAUAAGAUAGAGCAAUAAUCAGAAUGACCGAUAUCUUUAAACCUAGGUAAUCUAGGAAAGUGGCUGAAUAAUAAGUAACAUAACAAACACCUAAAAAGAGUUUUUUUAAUACAAUACUUGAUACAUUAGGAUGUAUGAAUAGAAGUAAGAAAUAAUCAUCUGGAUGA
Molecule: messenger RNA, 931 nt
Organism: Paramecium primaurelia
Lineage: Eukaryota; Ciliophora; Oligohymenophorea; Peniculida; Parameciidae
Source: the annotation of a GenBank genome assembly